GAACACACACACAACUACACAAGUCACACGACCGCCUUUCUUCUUCUCCACCUCUUUUUCUCUCUCCUCUCUCUCUCACACAGAGCAUAAAACAGGAGGAGGAAGAAACAGAGAACCCCUAAAACCAAAACCCUCAAAAAGAAAAAAAGAAAAAAAACUAUCCUUUUAUGGAUGAUUUAUUAACACGAUUGAAUUCCCAAUUUCCCUUUUGAGAAUUUAAAGCAGAAUCGCGUUGAUAGACCGUGGAUUCUUCGAAUCACACCAUUUGCUUUGUGCUUCUCUUUCUCUCUCUACCACUGUCUCUUUCUUUCUGCAUUGUGCGUGCUUCGUACGGUCUAUCAACGCUCUCUCUGCUCUCCAUUCUCUUUCUUAAAUCCCCCCAAAAAGCUAACAUCUUUUUCUUAAUUUUCAGCUUAAUUAUUGUACCAUUUAUUAUAAUUAGUUGAUGUUAUUCUUGCUGUUGAAUUUCUUCUUGUGUUGUUGAUUUAAGUGUGUGAUUGAGCGAGAUAUGGAAGGAGAGAAUAAGGUUUCGGAUGAUUCGAGGCCGAAUUACUGGCUAGAUGCCUGUGAGGAGCAAGAUGAUAUAAUUCCGUGCGAGUUUAUCGGCGAUUUUGGCGAAUUCGGGAGCUGUAAUCAGCCUGAAGUUGCCGGCAUUGAUCCGAGCUUCUUCGGCGGGAUUGAUCAUAUACUUGAUAGUAUCAAGAAUGGUGCAGGAUUGCCUAUUGCUGCUGAUAAUAAUGAUGGUAUGGAUAUUAUUACUCCUCCUCCUACUACUCCUAAAGAUAUGCAAGUUGAGAAUUUAGUUGUGAAUUGUAAUGUGGAAGUUCAAAGAUCAUCUGACAACAAAUUGAAUGGUGUUGAUAAUGGUAGUAAUAAUAUGAACAUUGAUAAUGAUAAUGAUAAUAAUAUGAAUAUGAAUAAUGGGGAUGGAGAUAAGGGUGUUGUUGUUGAUGUUAGAACGAGUAAUGGAGAUUCGAAAAGGCCGAGUGCUAGAGAGGAUUGUAACGUUGAUAGAGACCGGGAUAGUGAAGAGAGAGGUGGAAAGAGGACUCGUCUAAGUAGUGGUUUUAGAGACGAGAGAGGAUAUUCAAGUCGUGUGCAGAGUUAUGGGGAGAGUAAUGGAAGGAAAAGGUAUCGAGAGUUUGACGAAACUGGACGGAGGGAUAGGGAUAGGGAUAGGGAUAGGGACUUGGGUGGUAGGAGAAGGGAGUAUAAUAAUAAUGGGAGGAGAGAAAGUCGGGAUAGGGAAAGGAGAGAUAGAGAAGGAAAAGGUUAUUGGGAGAGGGAAGGGCCGGGGAUGAAGGAAAUUGUGUAUCGUGUGGGUUCAUAUGAACCUGCCCGAAAUAGAGACGCAAACAAGGUGGAGUUUGGGAAGAACCAAGAGUGCAACGUGAGGGUUGGGAAGAAUGAGGAGGGUAAUAAUAAGGAGAAGAAUUUGGAGGAACGGGCACGCCAUUAUCAGUUGGAAGUACUUGAGCAGGCGAAGCAGAAAAAUACUAUUGCUUUCCUGGAGACUGGUGCCGGAAAGACUCUAAUUGCUGUUUUACUUAUUAAAAGUAUCUGCAAUAGAUUGCAACAGCAGAACAAGAAAGUGCUUGCUGUUUUUUUGGUGCCAAAGGUUCCACUAGUUUAUCAGCAAGCAGAAGUUAUACGCGAACAAACUGGAUACAGUGUAGGACAUUACUGUGGUGAAAUGGGUCAAGAUUUCUGGGACACUCGGCGAUGGCAACGGGAGUUUGAAACUAAGCAGGUAUUGGUCAUGACUGCUCAGAUUUUGUUGAACAUUUUAAGGCAUAGCAUAAUCAAAAUGGAAUAUAUACAUCUACUUAUUCUUGACGAGUGUCACCAUGCCGUCAAGAAACAUCCAUAUUCACUAGUGAUGUCUGAAUUCUAUCACACAACUCCAAAGGAGAAAAGACCUGCUAUUUUUGGGAUGACUGCUUCCCCUGUUAACUUGAAGGGUGUUUCCAGCCAAGUGGAUUGUGCUAUCAAGAUACGUAACCUAGAGACUAAGUUGGAUUCCGUAGUUUGUACAAUAAAAGAUCGUAAGGAGUUGGAGAAACAUGUUCCAAUGCCAUCAGAAAUUGUUGUGGAAUAUGAUAAAGCAGCGUCUUUGCUGUAUCUACAUGAACAGAUCACACAAAUGGAAGUAACAGUUGAAGAAGCUGCACGAGCAAGUACAAGAAAGAGCAAAUGGCAAUUUAUGGGGGCUAGGGAUGCAGGAGCCAAGGAAGAGCUACGCCAGGUCUAUGGUGUCUCUGAAAGAACUGAGAGUGACGGUGCUGCUAAUUUGAUUCAAAAAUUAAGGGCUGUUAACUACGCACUUGGUGAACUGGGACAGUGGUGUGCUUACAAGGUUGCACACAAUUUUUUAGUAGCCUUACAAAAUGAUGAGAGGGCAAAUUACCAGCUUGAUGUCAAGUUUCAAGAAUCCUAUUUGAGCAAGGUGGUUGCACUUUUACAGUGUCAGUUAUCAGAGGGAGCUGCUUUCAACAAGGAUGCCAGCAGUACAGAAGAAGUGAAUGGCUUCCAUCAAGAUAAUGGCAGUGUUGAUGAGAUUGAGGAGGGAGAGCUUCCUGAUUGUCAUGUUGUCUCUGGUGGAGAGCAUGUUGACGUUGUCAUUGGAGCUGCUGUAGCUGAUGGGAAAGUCACCCCCAAAGUGCAGUCACUGGUAAAAGUACUGAUGAAGUACCAGCACACUGAUGAUUUCCGUGCAAUCAUCUUUGUUGAGAGAGUUGUGGCUGCAUUGGUUCUUCCAAAGGUUUUUGCUGAGCUUCCAUCUUUAAAUUUUAUCAAGUGUGCAAGUUUGAUUGGACAUAACAAUAAUCAGGAAAUGCGAACGUCACAGAUGCAGGAUACAAUUGCUAGAUUCCGGGAUGGUCGUGUGACUUUGCUAGUUGCCACUAGUGUUGCUGAGGAAGGUCUUGAUAUUCGACAAUGUAAUGUGGUGAUUCGCUUUGACCUUGCAAAAACUGUUUUGGCAUACAUCCAAUCUAGGGGACGUGCAAGAAAGCCAGGAUCAGAUUAUAUCUUGAUGGUUGAAAGGGGGAAUAUGUCACAUGAAACAUUUCUAAGGAAUGCUAGAAACAGUGAAGAAACUUUGCGUAAAGAAGCAAUUGAGAGGACUGACAUAAGUCAUCUCAAGGGUACUGCAGGAUUAGUAUCAGCAGAUAAUGUCCCGGGUUCAGUGUACCAGGUAGCUUCUACUGGUGCUACUGUGAGCUUGAAUUCUGCUGUAGGCCUCAUCCAUUUUUACUGUUCGCAGCUACCCAGUGAUAGGUAUUCAAUACUUCAUCCAGAAUUCAUCAUGGAGCGGCAUGAGAAGCCAGGUGGAUCUACAGAAUAUUCUUGUAGGCUUCAUCUCCCUUGUAACGCUCCUUUCGAAAACCUUGAGGGCCCGUUAUGCAGUUCAAUGCGUCUUGCACAGCAGGCUGUUUGCCUUGCUGCUUGCAAGAAGCUUCACGAGAUGGGGGCAUUUACCGACAUGCUCUUGCCUGACAAGGGAAGUGGGGAAGAUGGAGAAAAGAUUGAGCCAAAUGAUGAAGGAGAACCACUUCCAGGAACUGCAAGACAUCGAGAAUUCUAUCCUGAAGGCAUAGCUUCGAUACUUCGGGGGGAAUGGAUCUUGUCUGGCAGAGAUGGUUGUGAUAACUCCAAAAUAUUUCAUCUCUAUAUGUAUGUUGUGAAAUGGGAACAUGUAGGAUCCUCGAAGGAUCCAUUCUUGACCCAAGUUUCAGAAUUUUCAGUACUUUUUGGCAGUGAGCUGGAUGCAGAGGUGUUAUCGAUGUCGAUGGAUCUCUUUAUCGCUCGAACCAUGAAGAUUAAGGCCUCUCUUGUCUUUCGGGGCUCUGUAGAUGUCACAGAAAGCCAGCUAGCAUCCCUGAAGAGUUUCCACGUGAGAAUGAUGAGCAUCAUACUGGACGUGGAUGUAGAACCUUCUACAACUCCGUGGGAUUCUGCAAAGGCUUAUCUUUUUGUCCCUAUGGUUGGCGAUAAAUCUUUAGAUCCUUUAAAAGAAAUAGACUGGGAUCUCAUUGAGACUAUAACUAGGACAGAUACGUGGAACAAUCCCUUGCAAAGGGCUCGACCAGAUGUUUACUUGGGAACAAAUGAGCGGAGUCUGGGUGGGGAUAGGAGAGAGUAUGGGUUUGGGAAGCUGCGUUAUGGCAUGGCAUUUGGGCAGAAAUCUCAUCCUACUUAUGGUAUCAGAGGAGCAGUUGCACAGUAUGAUGUGGUCAAGGCUUCUGGAUUGGUUCCUGAUCGGGAUUACAGUUUGCAGGACAAUCUAGAACUGCCGAAAGGAAAGUUGAUGUUGGCUGAUACCUGCAUUAGCGCAGAAGACUUGGUGGGUAAAAUUGUGACAGCUGCUCACUCUGGAAAGAGGUUUUUCGUUGAUUCGGUGCGUUAUGAUAUGACUGCAGACAACUCAUUUCCCAGGAAAGAAGGGUAUCUUGGUCCUUUGGAGUAUAGUUCAUAUGCAGACUACUAUAAACAGAAGUAUGGAGUCGAAUUGAUCUAUAAGAAACAACCUUUACUUAGAGGUCGUGGUGUUUCAUAUUGCAAGAAUCUCCUUUCCCCUAGAUUUGAACAUUCAGAAGAACAUGUGGGUGAAUCUGAGGAGACCCUUGACAAAACUUACUAUGUUUAUCUACCUGCUGAAUUGUGUUUUGUACAUCCACUUCCUGGAGUGCUAGUUCGAGGUGCCCAGAGACUCCCGUCUAUAAUGAGACGUGUGGAAAGCAUGCUACUUGCUGUUGAACUUAAAAGUAUCAUUAACUACCCUGUCCCUGCUUCCAAGAUUCUGGAAGCUUUAACUGCAGCCUCUUGUCAAGAGACAUUUUGUUAUGAAAGAGCCGAGCUCCUUGGAGACGCUUAUUUGAAAUGGGUUGUUAGUAGAUUUCUAUUUCUCAAAUAUCCCCAAAAACACGAGGGUCAGCUCACGCGAAUGAGACAGCAAAUGGUAAGCAAUAUGAUAUUAUACCACCAUGCACUUGAAAAGGGGCUUCAGUCAUAUAUCCAAGCAGAUCGCUUUGCACCCUCUAGGUGGGCUGCUCCUGGUGUUCUUCCAGUCUUUGACGAGGACAUCAAAGAAGGGGAAUCAUCUUUAUUUGGUCAGGAAAAGGGUAAUGCAAAGACUGGUCUUGAAAAAGAUGUCAAUAAUAACUAUGAUGAUGAUGAUGAUGAAAUGGAAGAUGGUGAAGUUGAAAGUGAUUCAAGUUCUUACAGAGUCCUUUCUAGCAAGACAUUGGCAGAUGUUGUUGAAGCACUCAUUGGAGUUCAUUAUGUUGAAGGCGGAAAGAUAGCUGCUAACCACUUCAUGAAAUGGAUUGGAAUAGAUAUAGAGUUUAAUCCUGAUGAAAUCGUGUGUCCAAAGAGACCAAGUGUAGUUCCAGAAGGUGUUCUUAGAAGUGUGAAUUUCGAUGCGUUAGAAGGUGCUCUAAAGAUUCAAUUUCGAGACCGGACGUUCUUGAUUGAAGCAAUUACUCAUGCGUCACGUCCGUCUUCUGGAGUUUCCUGUUACCAGCGACUAGAGUUUGUGGGUGAUGCAGUCUUGGAUCAUCUUAUAACCAGGCACUUGUUCUUCAAAUAUACAGAUUUGCCCCCUGGCCGUCUGACAGAUUUGCGUGCUGCAGCAGUUAACAAUGAAAAUUUCGCCCGAGUUGCGGUUAAACACGAGCUUCAUAUGCAUUUACGACAUGGGUCCACUGCCUUGGAGAAGCAGAUACGGGAUUUUGUGAAGGAAGUUGGAGUUGAGUUGUCAAAACCUGGAUUUAAUUCAUUUGGCUUAGGGGAUUGCAAGGCCCCAAAGGUUCUUGGUGAUAUAGUUGAAUCCAUUGCCGGGGCUAUUUUCCUAGAUAGCAGUCAUGACACUGCAGUUGUGUGGAGAGUAUUUGAGCCUUUAUUGCAACCAAUGGUUACUCCAGAGACACUCCCAAUGCAUCCGGUGAGAGAGUUGCAAGAACGAUGUCAGCAGCACGCUGAAGGUCUGGAAUAUAAGGCCAGUCGAGAUGGGAAUUUAGCGACUGUUGAAGUUUAUGUGGAUGGAGUACAGAUUGGAGUGGCGCAUAAUGCGCAGAAAAAGAUGGCACAAAAACUGGCUGCACGCAACGCUCUAGUAGUUCUCAAGGAAAAAGAAAACGCAGAAGCUCUGGAUAAAGCGGAGGAAAAUGAGAAAAAGAAAAAGAACGUUGGACAAACAUUCACAAGGCAGACAUUAAAUGACAUUUGCUUACGUAGAAAUUGGCCCAUGCCACUUUACAGGUGUGUGAAUGAAGGUGGUCCAGCACAUGCGAAGAGGUUUACAUUUGCAGUGCGGGUGAAUACCACGGAUAAAGGUUGGACAGGUGAAUGCGUUGGAGAGCCUAUGCCUAGUGUUAAGAAGGCCAAAGACUCGGCUGCUGCACUUCUCUUGGAGCUUCUCAACAAAUGGUAUUCAUGAUUUUCGACUGUGAUCCCAGAGUUGAGUUUUCUUUAUUCUCUGUAUUGUAAUUGCACUUGCACUGAAGCAUGGCUGUUUGAGAUUAUUAAUUACCUUCUGUUGUAAUACUAAUUUUAGUUCUGUAACCUAAUGUCAAAGUGAAAUACUGUUGGUUUCAUUUGCAGUUUUGUAUUUUUUUUGGGGGGUAUAUUAGGAAUAAAGAAAGAAGAGGAAACACUUUAGGUAUUUCAUGGUAGAGAUCAUGUUGAUCACCUAACAGUAGAAUGUGAGUAAAUUAUCCAGUGGAUAGAUGUACGAGAAUGACUAAUAUAGUAGUAUCUCUGUAUGAGGGUUUUUUUUCCUGCAAAUGGAAUUUUCCAUUUUUAUUUUAUUGAACUUAAUAAUAAUAAUAAAGUAAUCUUGUUUUAUUUGUAAUAUUAAAUCAAUGACAGUUUAUGGUGUUGUUUUA
Molecule: messenger RNA, 6887 nt
Organism: Spinacia oleracea (spinach)
Lineage: Eukaryota; Viridiplantae; Streptophyta; Magnoliopsida; Caryophyllales; Amaranthaceae
Product: endoribonuclease Dicer homolog 1
Exons: 20
Coding region: 509-6439 (1976 amino acids)
Biological process (GO): siRNA processing
Cellular component (GO): nucleus; cytoplasm
Molecular function (GO): ATP binding; protein binding; ribonuclease III activity
Source: RefSeq, a predicted model, not a curated record